Aspergillus alliaceus is the source of this 285-nucleotide messenger RNA. RefSeq lists its product as uncharacterized. The record is from RefSeq and is a predicted model, not a curated record. NCBI's taxonomy places the organism in Eukaryota, Fungi, Ascomycota, Eurotiomycetes, Eurotiales, Aspergillaceae. Gene Ontology annotation, cellular component: intracellular anatomical structure. The transcript has 2 exons. Bases 1 to 285 code for a protein of 94 amino acids.
AUGUCCGACUACAGCAAGGUCAUAGCCUGGGCCGCUACGAGAAACGUACAAGAAGCCGACAAAGAGCGCAAGCUGUACCAUGUCGCCGCAAAACGAGUCCCGCCUACCCGGAAGGACUAUCCUAACUUAUUAUCAGAUAUGCUGAAAGUCGCGGCGGCCCUGCUAGACGGGGAGAUCGAAUACAGACGGGGCGAGUAUGAUCGUGCUUUUGAAUCCCUGCCCGCGCGAGGGCUCAUCAGCAUCCAAAUAAUGUGUCGGCUCUGCAUGGGUACCAUGAGUGUUUGA